Messenger RNA from Lutra lutra (Eurasian river otter), 895 nucleotides. It is a transcript of the gene AKAP14, whose product is annotated as A-kinase anchoring protein 14. NCBI's taxonomy places the organism in Eukaryota, Metazoa, Chordata, Mammalia, Carnivora, Mustelidae. Bases 225 to 791 code for a protein of 188 amino acids. The record is from RefSeq and is a predicted model, not a curated record. Gene Ontology annotation, cellular component: cAMP-dependent protein kinase complex. Gene Ontology annotation, molecular function: protein kinase A regulatory subunit binding. The transcript is spliced from 6 exons.
GGAUGCACUGAAGGGUUGAUUUUCAUUUCUGUGGAGAGCAGCUGACAGCAAGUUUUACUCAAAUGCGCAUACUGACAACUUGAAAUAGAGUUGCAUGUUCACCCCUAAAGGUAAACCAAUGGUACGAAGAUCUGAAAAGAUGUAACUUCCAGAGAGAGGGGAAAUCCUGCUGUGGGUGUAGACCAACCCCCCCAGAUGAUCACAGGCCCUGCAGGGGAAAGAAAAUGGAUGGGACCAAAAAUUACAAUAUCCAGAAGAUGGAUGUGGAUCAAAGUCCUACAAGCCAGGAGACAGACAAAGAAGAUGACAACGGCGAUGUGAAUAAACUAGCGCUAGAGUUAGUGAAGAGUGCCAUCCACGCUGCUGUUAAGAGUAUGGAAGAAGCUGAAAAGCCCACCAAAAGCAUCAAAUGGAUCACACACGGUGAAUUCACAGCAGAAAGGGGCCGCAAACAGAUUGAGGAGUUCGUCCUGACGUGGGAGUAUCAGGACCGCUGGGUGCACUACACACAGUUUAUAGAGAGGGAAGACCUGAUUCACAGCUACCACUACAUCUACUGUGUACGCUGGAGCAUCCCAACCGCUAAGAGACCCAUGCCGCCAGUCACUGCCUCUGCCUUCUUCACCAUCAAGAUCACCAAAAACAAACCUCCAGAUAUGCCUAUUGAGAUCUCUUAUAUCUUUGAGGGCCUUUCGUUAGUUCACAGACCAGGAAUGACUCGCUUUCGAGAAAAAUGGCUGAGGGACAUUAUUGAGGCCAAAAAUAUUUUAAUGGAGUCAAUUCCCUUCUAAUUCAAUUGUGUCUAAUUCUUACAGAAUGUUUUAGGAUUAGACUUCUAAUCAGAAUGUAUUAAAAAUACGAUACUGCACAUCAAACCACAGAACAUUUAUUGAAU